GUACCUGUCUUCAUUUUCACGACGGACCAUGGAAUAAGUUGACUAUAAAAUGAUGGGGGAUAACCAACAACCAUCACAGUCAUUUCAUUCUCUUCUGACUGUUCACUACCUGAUCUUCUAUUCACAAAUCAACAUGAAUAUUGCCGUGCUUUUAGCGUUCAGUUUGGCUUGUGCAGUGGCUGCUCCGGCUCCGGAACCCUACGUAAGCACGUCCUCUUUCGAUUCCACUUCAAGGGGAAUUCAAUUUUCGUCGGCCAAUGCCAAAAUUCUCGGUCAGAUUAAUCAGCACAAUGAAGACGGCUCCUACACUUUUGGUUACGAGUCUGAAGAUGGAUCCUUCCGCAUCGAGAACAGAGACAUCGACGGAUAUGUAAACGGCAAAUACGGCUACGUCGAUGCUAACGGCCAAGUCCAAGAGUUUGAAUAUGCUGCCGGAUCGAUGAACGGACAGGCCAUUGGAUAUCAGGCUCGUGGAACGGCUAUCCCUGAAACUAACCGCGCCCAGGCAUUCCCAGUCAUGUAUCCACCUGCUUCCGCAUCAGUGGGCCAGAAAUACCAGGACUAUGAAUAUUCCAGCGUUGAUGACGACCGCGACGGAUUCCCCGAUAACAUUUUCCACGGAUCAUUCGGCACCCGCAACACGCUACCAAACGCCGUCCGUUUGACCGGUACCCAGGUCCACACUUCGUUCGAAAAUCCAUCGAAUGUUGUUCGCCUUACAGCUCCGACUCAAACAUUCAUCGAGAACACUCCAUCCAACAAUGUGCGCUUGACCGCUACGGCCACACCGAAUGUCGUUCCUGUUGUCAACACUGUUCAAGUCUCUCAACAGCAGAAACCUUUCGUUGUCCGUUUGACUUCUCCGGCCGGAAAUCCAUCCAACAUCGUCCGCUUGACUUCUUCUGGCCAGACAUCUUUUGAUAGGCCAACACAAGCAGUUGUCAACCGCGUCCAACAGCAGCAGAAACCAUCUGUUGUCCGUCUAACCUCUCCGGUUCAAACGUCGGUCCAAAAUCCUUCAAAUGCUGUCCGUUUCGUGAAUCCAGCCCAGCAGGUUUCGAGCCAGCAGCAGCAGCAGAUUGUCAAGUUGUCCUCGCCGAAUAGGCAGACCGUCAUCCAGCCUUCUAGAUUCUCCACCGGUGGUUACCAGGUGGUAAAGCAGAACGUUCAGAGGCAGCCCCAGCAGUUUGUCCAAGAUGCUGGGCAAUCCGUUUACCAGUCUCCGUACUACUCCAGCUACGGUGGACAACAAUUCGUAUCUCGUAAUCCAGUUUACUCUUCCGGAAGACUGAAUUCUUUCCUCGGGGGACGCUUUGUGGUUGGAGGAAACAACCCAAAGCCCAUCACCAACACCUUCGCCCCGUCAUCAACCCAGCAGCAAGCUAUUGUCAUUGACAGUGAUGACAUUGACGACUUGAACGACUUUGAUGAUGACUUGAACGAUUUCGAUGACGACGAUUUCUUCUCUGCCGGUCUUUCGUCCGUUUUUUCCGGUUGAUUUAGCAAUCGCUUCAUUUAUUUUUCAAAUGAUUUUCCCAUUAACUUUUGAGGACUCGAGCGACUCUUGACGACGACUUUGGACGAUUUUAAAACCUCCUCUAUUUUUUAGCAAAGAUUUUUUUUCUGGCGUUUCACUUCGAUAUUUUUUCCUAUUUUUGUAGUCCAUGUGUUAUAAGGCAUGUAUGAAGUAGUUGAGACGCAAAAAUACAAGUAGAAUGCGCAGAAA
Daphnia pulicaria is the source of this 1726-nucleotide messenger RNA. RefSeq lists its product as uncharacterized. The transcript has 3 exons. The record is from RefSeq and is a predicted model, not a curated record. NCBI's taxonomy places the organism in Eukaryota, Metazoa, Arthropoda, Branchiopoda, Diplostraca, Daphniidae. The coding region runs from base 50 to 1498 and encodes 482 amino acids. Gene Ontology annotation, molecular function: structural constituent of chitin-based larval cuticle. Gene Ontology annotation, cellular component: chitin-based extracellular matrix.